AUGCGUGACUCUCUGGGGUGCCGCGGUGGGGUCCACUUCAGCGACGUUCUUGUCUGCAACCUCUCGACGAUGGCUUGGAGCGUCCUCCGGACGUCGGGUUCCGGGCCGGGCCCUCGUGACAGCCACAGCGCGUGCGUAGUGGGCCACCGCAUGUUUGUCUUUGGGGGCACCGACGGGUCCCGGAAGGUGGGGGACCUCCGAUGGCUGGACCUGAGGACGGGAGAGUGGGCCCGGCCCGAGUGCCGUGGGAGCCCACCGCCGGCUCGCGAGAGCCACACGGCGACCGUGGUUGGGGAACGCUGGCUGGUCGUGUUCGGGGGCAGUGGGGAAGGGGAGGCCAACUAUUUGAACGACUUGCACAUUUUGGAUCUCACGAGCAUGGAGUGGUCCCACAGCUCGGUGGCCGUCGGAGGCAAGCUGUAUGUGUUUGGUGGGGACUCGGGAGAUAGGUACCGAGGAGAUGUUUGGGUGCUCGAUGUCGACAAGUUAAUUUGGUCGAGGGUGGAUGCUGGUGGUCCUUGGCCGAGUGCGCGCGCGGGUCAUGCUUCCGUGAGUAUAGGCACUAAGGCGAGUAGUGUGUAUAUACUGGGUGGAGUUGGCGACAAACAGUACUUCAACGAUAUCUGGGUUCUCGACAUCAUCACGUCUUCUUGGGCUCGACUUGACGUGGAUUGUCAAAAAUCACAAGGUCGAUUUUCGCAUACAGCCACCGUCACAAAUAUGGGGAUUGCUGUGUUUGGAGGGUGCGGCGAGGACGAACGUCCUCUGAACGAGCUGCUCGUUUUGCAGAUCGACUCGGCAUCAUUCAGAGCUUUUGGAAAGAGAUAUAAUGAUGAAACAGAGAAUCUCUCGAAUAAAGCAGAAAAUAAAUUGGUGAAAUUUUUAGCGGACAAUGAAGAUGCACGGUCACCAGAAGUCGAAGAAAUUGAGUUCGUUCCCAGGCAGUCCCCUCGUUUUAGUUCCGGUAAACAAUCACAUGUUGCACCCGAAGAGGAGACGAAUGAGAAACUCGAGUUUUGCGGAAAGGGAAUCCGAAUCCGAACGACAUACUCAUUCACUUUCACAGCAAUCGUCUCCAUCCAAUUCCGACCACGUUCAGAGUCCGAUGUUCAGGCAAAAGCAUCCCACACCAAGCUGUCAUGA
Molecule: messenger RNA, 1143 nt
Organism: Striga hermonthica
Lineage: Eukaryota; Viridiplantae; Streptophyta; Magnoliopsida; Lamiales; Orobanchaceae
Source: the annotation of a GenBank genome assembly